AUCCAAAUCAAUUUCUCCACCACCGAGAACAUUGCAGUGUGCCACACUCAACAAUCCAAACUAAGCCGGCGAACCAAAGUCACCGUUGUUGUGGUAUAAAUGUCGUGGCAAACCUACGUAGAUGAGCACUUGAUGUGCGACAUCGAUGGCCAAGGCCAGCACCUUUCUUCCUCUGCCAUCGUAGGCCACGACGGCAGCGUCUGGGCUCAGAGCGCCAACUUCCCUCAGUUCAAGCCUCAGGAGAUCAAUGAUAUCAUGAAGGAUUUUGACGAACCAGGCCACCUUGCACCUACAGGCCUACACGUUGCUGGCACAAAGUAUAUGGUUAUUCAGGGAGAGCCUGGAGCUGUAAUUCGUGGAAAGAAGGGAUCCGGAGGCAUCACUAUUAAGAAGACUGGUCAAGCUCUUGUUUUUGGAAUCUAUGAAGAACCUGUGACUCCAGGGCAAUGCAACAUGGUUGUGGAGAGGCUGGGUGAUUAUCUUGUUGACCAGGGCCUGUAGAGAUCUGUCAUGAUCUUUCCUAGCAUUUCUUUUUGGGGAACAAUCCAUUUUUUGGGUGGGAUUUUUUUUUUUUUUUUUAAAUCUUUGGGUCCUGGGUCCGCUUUUCCCUUUAAAGCCACGAAUUGGCAAUGAAGAUGCAGACAAUAACCAUUUGAGAACUAAAAUCAUUGGAUUUAAUUUUCCUUUUUGGAUUAUUAUGUGUUAAUGUGUAUUUAGCAUUCUUUCCGCAAUUUUGUUAUUGCCCUUCGAGUAGUCGUAGCUAAAGAAAAUUCCAUUUUAGCA
This is a messenger RNA of Rubroshorea leprosula, 783 nucleotides long. The record is from the annotation of a GenBank genome assembly. NCBI's taxonomy places the organism in Eukaryota, Viridiplantae, Streptophyta, Magnoliopsida, Malvales, Dipterocarpaceae.